AUGAUGCUGAGAACGGAGCCGAAGAACUAUGGCCUGAGGCCGACGGGCGUCCUCAUGUGGCUUUCGCUUGCUGCGCGGGUAUGGACAGUCUGCUUAUUGAUUGCCGUCUUCACCAUAUCGUGGAGGUUUUGGAGUGAAGUGAGCGACGCAAGGGAUGCGGGCGGCGCAAAAGUGUUGCCGACGCAGCCAAGGCCGCCGCAGCCGCCGCAGCCGCCGCAGGCGAAGCCGCCAAUACCGGUGAUGAUCAUUUGGAUUGUGGGGCUGUCAAUUGCCAGCUUCGUAUGGUCGGCCAUGGUCUCCUGGAGCGGCCACAGCCAACGGUUCAUUUGGUACUUGCUAACGCUUGCGGGAGAAUCAUUUUUGGUGGUACCUUGGCUUCUAUCCGCCAUAAUUGUGCACAUGCCGUUGAAAGACAAGAAGUGCAGCACGUUCGGCAAGGCCGACUUUCAGGUAAAAUUCGCGCUUGGGUUUCUACCGUUUGGGACCUUCGUGGUCCCAGGCGGGGGCUCGUCGGCGUGCGACAGAACGGCUGUCCUCUACGUGUUGAUGUAUUUGGUGGCCCUUGGUUAUUUGGUCGGCGCAAUGGCUGUGUUCUGGUUAUGGCUCGACCGCAAUCCCGCCCAGAAUCCCACCCAGGGGCAAUAUCAACAACAAGGGUACGGCCCACAGCAGUUUAUAGACAAUUCCACCGGAGGCGGAAGGCCGCAACAACUGCAACAACCGCAACAGCCGUACUUCCAGGGCGAGAAGAAUAUGGUCGACGGGUAUGGAUACCAGGACGCCGGGACCGCCGGGGCCGUUCCAGCAAGGACCGCCGGGGCCGUUCGAGCAGCCGGGACCGAUGCAGCAGGGACCGAUGAAGCCAGCGCCGUUGCCACUGGCAAUGGGACGAGGACUGCCGGUGCGGCCAGGGCCAAGACAGGGGCUGCCAGCAGGGCCGCGGCAACAGCCACCGUUCCUAAUGGCAGGAGGACGCUCCGUUUGCAGCAGCGGCAGUACCAGCAGCAGCAGCGGCGACGACGGCGGCGGCGGCAGUACCAGCACGAGGUCGGUUCGCACCAGGGCCAGCGCCAGCAAGACAAGCAGAUCGUGGGUUCGCACCAGCGCCAGCAGGUCGUGGGUUUGUGCCAGCGGCACCAGCAGCCGGUGGGUUUGAUGGAACAGGCGGCGGGUAUAACGAACCAGCGUAUAACGAACCAGCGUACGAUGAGCCAGCGUAUAACGAACCAGCAGGUGACGGAGGUGGCGGGUAUGGACCACCACCGCCGCAACCGGCAGGCAAUCCCGCAGCUCGCAGCAGCAGCCGGCGGAGCAGCCGUGGGAGGGCUAGCGGGAGCAGCAGUAGUCGGAUGGCAGCAAGAUGACGGGCCUCCGAACGGGCCUCCGAACCAGUUCGGACCAGGUGCACAGCAGCCGCAAGGGCCGCUCGUCGGCGGCAGACGACGCCUGAUUACCCAAGCGGAGCUCGACGCCGAGAGACCGCCGGACGACCUCGAACUGGACCCCGAGCUGGACCCCGAACUGUUCCCCGCUGCGCUGAACACGGGGCAAGCCCGCGGGGCGGGGAGAAACCUGACCGGUGGCCCCAACGAUGCUGGCAUGCAACCCGGCGACCCCAGAUCCAUACAUCCCGAUGACCAGGAGCCCAUAGAUGGGCUAGGAGACGAAGAAAUGAUGGGAGACGAACAGAACUAUGAUGAGUGGGAAGACGACGAGGGAGAAAAGGGACUGGAAGGCGAGAAUGGGGAGGAAGGCGAGGAGGGCGAGGACGGAGAAAAGAGACCGAAGAGAGAAGGCGACGACGACAAAUCCGAGUAUGAAGACGACGCAUUCGAAUCUGGCGCAGAGGACGCCGUAGAUGCCAAGGGUAGGAGAGACUCGACUCUCAAGGUCCCGGGCUCGUCGGUCCCGCAGAAGACCUACAAGGCAUACACUCCCACGCCUGGCCUGACCGACCGGGGCGCCUCGACUCCCAUGAACGGCGCCGCAAAUGACAAGUACAAAUCGUAUUAUGGGAUCGGAGACUACUACGACCAGUCGCCGGGGCAGAUGCCCGAAGACGACAGGCUCAGGACAAACACCGGGGACCGAAGCCCCUACUCGCCGGGGAGCCACUAUUCGUCCGUCCCGGUGACGCCGCUGCCGCUCAACACUAGCAAAAGCCCUGGAUUGUCUGGCGGCAAGAAUACAACGGCGCGGCAACCGAACAACGACGACCUGGAAAAGAACAGCGGGCAGCAAAAAUCCGGCGGCUGGUUUGGGGGCUUUUUCGGCGGGGGCAAGUGA
Molecule: messenger RNA, 2286 nt
Organism: Lasiosphaeria miniovina
Lineage: Eukaryota; Fungi; Ascomycota; Sordariomycetes; Sordariales; Lasiosphaeriaceae
Exons: 5
Coding region: 1-2286 (761 amino acids)
Source: RefSeq, a predicted model, not a curated record